Messenger RNA from Oppiella nova, 243 nucleotides. NCBI's taxonomy places the organism in Eukaryota, Metazoa, Arthropoda, Arachnida, Sarcoptiformes, Oppiidae. The record is from the annotation of a GenBank genome assembly.
UUUUGAGUCACUCCUCAAUGAAUUGAUUCUCGUUUUAAUUGCAUUUAAAGUGAGUUUUAAUGAAAUUAUAAUCAAUUUAUAAUCAAUUUGUGUCCAUUUGUAUGCAUCACACCAUCGACUGAUCAGUAAAACCCACAUUCAAUCAUGUCUUCACUCCAACAACAGCGACGAGUUGUGGAACAGUUGCGCAAAGAAUCGCAACUCAAACGGAUGAACGUCUCGACGGCCAUCGAGGACUUGAAG